AUGACUGAUUAUGCCGAUUCAAAGUCGCUCUUUUUAGGGUUCGACUUGUCGACGCAACAACUCAAGAUCAUCAUCACCAAUGAAAAUUUAAAAGCCCUCGACACCUACAACGUCGAGUUUGACUCGCAGUACAAGACAAAAUACGGCAUCUACAAGGGAGUCAUUAGCGGCGAGGAUGGAGAAAUCGUCAGUCCCGUGCUCAUGUGGCUAGAUGCAAUCGACUAUUUAUUCACCCAGAUGCAAAAGGACAAGUUCCCCUUUGAGAAAGUGGUGGGGAUCAGUGGCUCGGGGCAGCAGCACGGUUCAGUUUACUGGUCUCACGAUGCCGAUAAACUCCUUGGCAACUUGAAGCCGGACCAAAGUUUGAGCCACCAGCUCAAGGGUGCAUUCAGCUGGGAAAUGUCUCCCAAUUGGCAAGACCACUCGACGAUCCCCGAGGCAAACACAUUCCACAACGUGAUUGGCAAGGAGAAAUUGGCGCAGAUUACUGGUUCUAGAGCCCACUUGAGGUUCACGGGUUUGCAAAUUAGAAAAUUCAUCACUCGCUCGCAUGGGAAGGAGUACGAAAGCACAGCACGGAUCUCAUUGGUCAGCUCGUUCGUGACCAGUGUGCUCUUGGGGCAUGUCGCUGAGUUGGAGCAAAGUGACGCUUGUGGAAUGAACUUGUAUGACAUUAGCAAGCUGGAAUACGACGACCAAUUGUUGGCAAUCGCGGCGGGCGUGAGCACAAGCGCCGAUGGCGUGGAGCAAUCUGAUCCCAAGUGGCAAAAGUCAAUUGACCAAUUGAAACAGAAACUCGGCCCCAUCCAUCCAAUCACUUACAAGGCCUCGGGUCAGAUUUCGCUGUAUUUCGCUUCCAAAUAUGGGUUUACUGCAUCGUGCAGGAUUUACUCGUUCACGGGGGACAACUUGGCCACCAUCUUGUCGUUGCCAUUGCAGCCCAAUGAUUGUCUCUUGUCGUUGGGCACCUCCACCACCGUGUUGUUGAUCACCGAUAAUUAUCAACCUUCGUCACAGUACCACUUGUUCAAACACCCCACGAUGCCAAAACACUACAUGGGGAUGAUCUGUUACUCCAAUGGAGCGUUAGCGCGGGAGAAGGCCCGGGAUGAAAUCAACAAGACCCACCAUUUAGAUGAAAACGACGACGAUAAGAAGAAAAAAUCAUGGGACAAGUUUGAUGAGAUUUUGGAGAAAAGCACCAGUUUUAACGGCAAGUUGGGGAUUUAUUUCCCCAUUGGCGAAAUUGUUCCUCAGGCACCCGCGCAAACCGUUCGAGCCGUACUUGACAAAUCAAAUAAUGAAGAAAAAUAUAACGUCAAACCAUGCGAGUUGAACUCAAACGGAUUCACCGUGGACGAAGACGCAUUGGCCAUCGUUGAGAGCCAAACUUUAAGUUGCCGGUUGCGCGCUGGGCCCAUGUUGAGCAAAUCGGCAGCUCCCGAGACAUCGUCCACCCAAAACGACUCCAAAAAACAGGAAAUUUACAAUCUGGUAGUAUCGAAAUUCGGAGACCUCUACACUGACGGCAAGAAACAAACAAUCGAGUCGCUCACUUCGAGACCCAAUAAAUGCUACUACGUGGGCGGCGCCUCGAACAAUUUGCAAAUCAUCACCAAGAUGGCACAAAUCUUGGGUGCAGUCAAUGGCAACUACAAAGUCGAGAUCCCUAAUGCCUGCGCGCUAGGUGGAGCUUACAAGGCGAGCUGGAGUCAUGAGUGUGAGCAACGAGGCGAGUUUUUAGGUUAUGACCAGUACAUUUCCAGAUUGUUUGACACGGACUCGGAGUUGGAGAAUUUCCUGGAUCGCGAUUUGUGGCUUGACUAUUUUGACGGGGUGGGGAUGUUGGCCAAAAUGGAGGAAAACUUGUUGCAAAAUGAUUAG
Molecule: messenger RNA, 1884 nt
Organism: Lodderomyces beijingensis
Lineage: Eukaryota; Fungi; Ascomycota; Pichiomycetes; Serinales; Debaryomycetaceae
Source: the annotation of a GenBank genome assembly